This is a messenger RNA of Cladophialophora psammophila CBS 110553, 1512 nucleotides long. RefSeq lists its product as uncharacterized. Gene Ontology annotation, molecular function: monooxygenase activity; iron ion binding; oxidoreductase activity, acting on paired donors, with incorporation or reduction of molecular oxygen. Bases 1 to 1512 code for a protein of 503 amino acids. The record is from RefSeq and is a predicted model, not a curated record. Lineage: Eukaryota; Fungi; Ascomycota; Eurotiomycetes; Chaetothyriales; Herpotrichiellaceae. The transcript has 3 exons.
AUGUUAUUCGUUCAAUAUUUGAAAAUUGAGCACUUGGCCCUUACCUUUGCUACAAUCUGCAUAGGAUGGUUACUUUCUAACAGAUACCUUACGCCGCUGAGGAAGGUGCCAGGGCCUUUUUGGGCAUCAUGCUCCCGGAUUCCCCGUUUCUUUGCUGUGCUUGUUGGGCGGCCGCAUGAAUGGGAGUUGGGCUUGCAUCAGAAAUAUGGUCCGCUGGUGCGGGUAGGACCCGAUCUUCUGUCGGUCGGCGACUGUGCAGAGAUGGAUCAGAUUUACGGGACAUCGACCAAAUUUAGAAAGUCAUCAUUUUAUCUUCCAUUCAUGGUCUAUGAUGCGGAGGGGCUGCUGCCGGACCCUCUGGUUUUGUCAAACAAGGCUUUGCAUACACGUAUGAAGCGGAAUGCAUACAAUGCUUACUCCAUGAAUGCCAUGGUUGAGCUCGAACCGCUCGUGGACGGCGUGACAGAGCGCUUUUUCCGGCUACUCGACAAAUUCUGUGAAGCACCCCGCGAAGCCUGUGAUUUGGGCAAAUGGGUACGCUUUUAUGCUACCGAUGUCAUCUUUAUGGUUACCUUCGGCUCCGAUCUUAGUUUCAUGGAAAAUGGAGAUCCGAUUGGAAUGAUGCCAAUUCUGGAAUACGUCAUUGGAGACUACACUGGCAUUGUCGGACAAAUGCCGUGGUUGCACAAAUUCCUCCUCGGAAAUCGAUUUGUUGCAAAAUUACUACUCGGAAACAAUGGACUCGAUGGCGCAGCCUUGGAAUUAGCGCAAGCUCAGGUUGAAAAACUGCGAAAUGAUCUUAAGGAUGAAGACCCUUGCCCGCCAUUGACAUUUGUCCAUCGACUUCUGCAAAACCAGAAGGUCAAACCGAGUUCGAUUACAGACCGAGAGCUUCAUACUCAUGCGUUUGGCAACAUUACUGCGGGAGCCGAUACUACGGCCAUUGUCCUCCGUACAAUCCUUUUCAAUGUCACGAAAAAUACCAAGAUAUAUGAUUCUCUCUGUCGCGAGAUACGGGACGAAGCUAAACUGACUCUGCCAGUUUCUUUUCGCCACGCUAACAGUCUACCCUAUCUCAAUGCGGUCAUCAAAGAAGCUCUGCGCAUUCAUCCUCCAAACGGGCUUAUGUACUGCCGAACUGUCCCUGAAGACGGCGCAACAAUCUGUGGUUACUACAUCCCGGCCAACACUGAAGUCGGCAUUAGUCCUUGGGUACUGCAUUACGAUCCGAUCUUAUUCCCACAACCUGAAAAGUUCGAGCCGGGGCGCUGGUUGAGCCCAGACACCGAGCUUGUCGCUCGCCGGAAUCGAUCUCUGUUUGCUUUCAGUGCAGGGGCCCAUACAUGCAGCGGCAAAAAUUUCAGUCUGAUGGAGAUGACAAAAUUGGUCCCGUCACUAUUGUUGCGAUACGAAAUUGAGCUAGUCAAUCCUAGAUCGGCCAUGUCAUUCAAAUGUCGUUGGUUUACGCCGCAAACCGGCUUACUUGUUCGACUCAAGGAGAGGAAUGGGUAG